UCUGACUUUGUCAGUCACUUGAACGAGAGCACUGCCAUACACAGAACACCACAGAGAUGAACUACCAAGGAUACCGAGAGCUGCUCGUGGAGAAGCAGGACAAAAUUCUGAUAGUCAAGUUCAACAAUCCCAAAAAGAAGAAUUGCCUGAGUCCCGUGGCCUACAAGGAGCUGGCCCGCGUCCUGGGCGAAGUAAACAAUGAUGCCGAUGUGACAAUAGUUGUGUUGACCGGGGUGGGCGACUUCUUCACGGCUGGGAAAGAUUUAUCAGAAAGUGGCAAAGCCGACAAUCUCACCGAAUAUCUCGUAAAGUCAAAUGUCACUUUCAAAUUCAUGGUGAAGAGCUUUGUAAACUGCAAGAAGAUCGUUUUCGCUCUGGUUAAUGGCCCGGCAAUUGGCAUCGGCGCCACCGUUGUGGGGCUCAGCGAUGUCGCUUGGUGUGCCGAAGAGGCAUACUUUCUCACACCCUUCAGCAAGCUGGGCCUCGUACCAGAAGGAGGCUCUUCCUAUAUGCUGCCCAGGAUUCUUGGUCGUUCUAAGGCCUCGGAAAUGCUACUCCUCAACGAGAAGCUAUCGUCCGCCGAGGCGUACAGUUUUAACUUUGUGUCGCGAGUCUACAAGACCGAGGAGCUGGACUCCGUGGUCUGGCCAAAGCUGCGUGAGUUUUCCACUUUGCCACCGAUUUCUCUGAAGGAGGGAAAACGUUUGGUCAGAGAGGGCUUCCUGGAGAACCUCGUGAAAGCUCAUGAGGCUGAGUGCAAGGAGCUAAUCAAUCGUUUUCAUGCAGAGGAGUUCUUACAGGUCAUAAGGAAUUUUGGAAAACGCAAGUCAAAACUCUAAACAAUUUGGUUUUCUUAUAAGUUUAAUGAUUUUAUUGCAAAAGUAAUAAGACCACCCUCCACAAUUUCUA
Messenger RNA from Drosophila subobscura, 909 nucleotides. RefSeq names its product enoyl-CoA delta isomerase 2, mitochondrial-like. The transcript has 2 exons. The record is from RefSeq and is a predicted model, not a curated record. NCBI's taxonomy places the organism in Eukaryota, Metazoa, Arthropoda, Insecta, Diptera, Drosophilidae. The coding region runs from base 57 to 839 and encodes 260 amino acids.